Messenger RNA from Schizophyllum commune H4-8, 1609 nucleotides. RefSeq lists its product as uncharacterized. The coding region runs from base 19 to 1431 and encodes 470 amino acids. Lineage: Eukaryota; Fungi; Basidiomycota; Agaricomycetes; Agaricales; Schizophyllaceae. The transcript has 2 exons. Gene Ontology annotation, molecular function: protein binding. The record is from RefSeq and is a predicted model, not a curated record.
GAAAUUCCUCCGCCCGCCAUGUCUCUGAUCCUCUGCGACCGAUGUGGCCACAAUGUAUCGCGUGCCACCGACGACGGCGUCUUGAAUGACGAUCUGCGCAGCUGGAGGUCGCUGUCUUCGUCGGAGGCGGUCUCUCUUGCCGAUGAUCUUCGUGCAAAAACUUCGCUCCUCGCUCAACUUGAGGGCGAGCUAGAGAGGGUCCGACGUGUCUUGCUGCAGCUGGAAGAGACAAAGCGCACCACGGAGGCUGCCGUCUCGAAGCAGCGCGCCAUGCUCUCUCCCAUCCGCCGCUUGCCUCCGGAGGUCCUCAUAGAAAUUUUUGACUUUGCCUGUGACGAUGAAGACGUCGGUCAGUUGCGUUGCUCCGCUCCUACUCUGAGCGUCGUAUGCAGAUAUUGGCGAGCUCUCAUGCUCGGCACUCCGCAGCUAUGGACCCGCUUCCACUUCACCGUGCACAAAAUGGACGACCGGCCUGCCAAUGCGCAAUUGCAGCUGCUGCAAAAUUAUCUUGACCUGUCAGGCGCUCGCCCCAUCCACGCCCCGGUGGCGUACAACGAAUCCCCGCCUGUAGCGCCGCAGGCCUUCCUUCUCUUCCUCCGACAUACCGAACGCUGGCAGCACCUCGUUGUCAACAGUCCGCAUAUAUUCAACUUCAUCGGUGCACUCCCGCUUCCUCGCCUAACGACUCUCCACGGCGAGGUCUCCUUCCUCCUUCGCGACGCCUACCAGGUCCUCCGCGCCGCGCCGAAUCUGCGCACCGUCCAUCUCACCAACUACGAAGAAGCACACGAGCUACCCAAGCUUCCUUGGGCGCAGAUCACUGAGCUGCACACCGAAUGGGCCGGCGCCUCUGUUCUCGACGUCGUCGAGCGCUGUCCGAACCUCGUCAGCUGGCACCACCAGUCCAUCACGCCGCGCUUCCCCUCCCCAUGGGAAGAGCGCGAUGUCGAGUGCGCGCGCUUGCGCCGCCUCGACCUCUGCCUCGCCCGCGACAGCCGCCUCCUCGAGCACCUCCACGCGCCCGCGCUCGACGACCUCGCGCUGACGUGGUCGAAGGUCCCCGCGGAGAUGCUCGACGCGCAGAACGCGGCCGCGCGCGUCGUCGCGUUCCUGCAGCGCUCGCAGUGUCACUUGCGGCGGUUGUCCUUGCGCAACCCGCCGCUGCGCGCGUUUGAGUGCUUGCUGCUGCCGACGCUGUGCGGGCUGAGGGCGCUCGAGAUGUACUCGCCGCAGCAGAGCCCGCUGCCGGAGGACUUGCUCUCGCUGUUCUGGGCAAUCGGGACGACGGGGUCGAUGCCGUUGUUGGAGGAGCUGGUGCUGGAGGGCUUCACGGAGUUUGCCAAGUCGUCUUUCUUCACGGACAUCGUGACCUCGCGGAGCGAGUCUGGAUGUACGCUGAAGUGUAUUGAUACGCAUUUGGCUGGUUGUUGAUACUUCACCUGUUGUUGUUCAUCGAUCUCUAUCCUCCUUAGAUCUUUUCAUAGAGUUUUGUCUGGGUUUGGGCUGUAUUGUAGCAAGUCAUGUGAUCGUGUUCGACUUUACGGCUUCCCAUGUCAACGUUACGGCAAAGUUAUGGACUUUGGCGAACACGCAAUCGGCGCAUCAAUAA